GAGACUCACAACCCCUCAUAUUCUUCAAAAUUUCCUAAAACUCUCUCUCUCUCAUAGUCUUCAACAUGUACUGGUGAGAUUUUGGUAUGAAUGUGAGAUUUUGAUGCCUUGGGAUAAUAUGAAAACCACAAAAAGAAUCUUCCCCAUUUUUACAUUGUUUAUCAAAACCACACAAAACCCUUCUUUCUCUCGACUUCAUCCCAGCAUCGAAGAAGAGUUCAAGAUCUAUCUACUUAUCCGUCUGGUUACAUUAAAGAUCAUCCAGAUCCAAAAGUACUCUGAUUUUUGGUGGGUGGGAAAGAUGCUCCAGACCCAAAAAGAUGCUCUGAAUCCAAAAGAUCAUCCACAUCCAAAAGAUGAUCCGGAAAAACGCUACCAGAUCCAAAAAAAGCUCCAGAUCCGGUUGAAGAUGUUCGAUGUUGAAGAUGAUGUUUCAGAUGGCGGUUCGAUGUUGAAGAUGAUCCAAAAUAUUUUCGAGGUUGAACAUGAUGUUCCAGAUCUAAAAGAUCCUCUAUAUCCAUAAGUAUGUUUGUUCAGUUUUUUU
Messenger RNA from Helianthus annuus (common sunflower), 544 nucleotides. RefSeq lists its product as uncharacterized. The coding region runs from base 104 to 523 and encodes 139 amino acids. The transcript has 2 exons. Lineage: Eukaryota; Viridiplantae; Streptophyta; Magnoliopsida; Asterales; Asteraceae. The record is from RefSeq and is a predicted model, not a curated record.